Messenger RNA from Oncorhynchus keta (chum salmon), 2020 nucleotides. RefSeq names its product collagen-like tail subunit (single strand of homotrimer) of asymmetric acetylcholinesterase (gene colq). Gene Ontology annotation, molecular function: heparin binding. The record is from RefSeq and is a predicted model, not a curated record. The transcript is spliced from 14 exons. The annotation marks the transcript as partial. NCBI's taxonomy places the organism in Eukaryota, Metazoa, Chordata, Actinopteri, Salmoniformes, Salmonidae.
AAACAACCCAAACAGUCUGCAUGGAAAGACAUAUUGAGUGGAGGGAGUCAAUUCCUGUAUCGACCCACCAGGGGUCCAGCUGGGCUACCAGGUCUGACGGGACCAAAAGGUGAAAAGGGAGAACUGGGACGACCUGGACAAAAGGGUCGGACGGGGCCUCCAGGUCUCCCGGGGCGCCAGGGACCAGCCGGGUGGCCAGGACCAAAUGGGCCCAAGGGGGAGAAGGGAGAUGGUGGAUUGAUGGGAAUACCUGGAGCAAGAGGACCUCUUGGACCUAAGGGUUUACCUGGAUACAAAGGAGAAAAGGGUUCCCGUGGUGACCGUAGUGAGAGAGGGAUGAAGGGAGACAAGGGAACAAUGGGCUUCCCUGGAAUGCUUGGACAGAAAGGGGAAAUGGGUCCAAAGGGAGAACCUGGAAUCUCAGGGAAUAGAGGACCGACGGGCAGACCAGGGAAGAGGGGCAAACAGGGAGGGAAGGGCGACAAUGGGAUUAUUGGCCCUCUAGGUCCAGCAGGUCCUCAGGGGCCCACAGGCCACCCUGGUCCCCCAGGUCUCCCAGCCUCAGGACUCUACGUGGUUGGAACGAAAGGUGAGAGGGGGCUACCAGGUCUUCCUGGACCUUGCAGCUGUAACUCCAUUAGUGUGAAGAGUCCACAGCUUGAUGAACAUAGUUCCAGGAGCGACUACGCCAAAGUGCCAGCGAUAUUUGUGGUAAACAGUCAAGAAGAACUAGAUGGUCUUCAUACGGACAAUGCCCUAGCCUUCCGGAAAGACCAGAGGUCGCUUUACUUCAAGGACACCAGCGGAUGGCUGCCCAUUCAGCUGACGCCAUUCCAGUCUACGGAGAACGCUCCGGAACAGGAGGGUUACUGUGGCGACGGGAUCGUUCAGAUCCCCAAUGGGGAGGAAUGUGACGACGGGAAUAGGAUUGUCACCGACGGCUGCGUCAAGUGUAAACAUGCUUACUGUGGAGAUGGUUAUCGCUACGACGGGGCCGAGGAAUGUGAUGGAAAGGACUUUGGCUAUCAGACAUGCAACUCAUAUCUCCCAGGGUCUUAUGGUCGUCUCAGAUGCACUCCGUACUGUGUCAUUGACUCUACAAACUGCAAGUAUUUCACAUGAGGAGGAACCUGGACACAGCAGUGGGAUCCUUCUUGUCUCGUUUGCUUUGGUACUGAACAGGAGGACGGCAAAUAAAAGAUCAACAACAACACUGCAAACAAGAGACUCAAAAAGGAAGUGUUGACAAACUGGACUAAGCCUGACAAAAUAACCAAAACUACACACACUAACUCUGUUGUAUCGCUGCUGAAGCCAUGUAGCUCCCGAGGAGGGGAGCCGGGGCCAGUAAAAUGCCCCCUCAUCCAUUCGCACUGGACAAUUUCACUUUGUCUUAAAUAAAACUCAACUCAAGACUGAAGAGGCUCUGCCCACCUGAUAGGACCAGCCGCUGAACGAGAGGCAGUCAAAUGAGAGACAGCCAGGAAGGGAGAGACAGCCAAUGGGAAAGCUCUGAGAAAGUGAGAGACUCGUGGGUGGAGCCGGAAGCCAUAUUUACCUCGACGUAGCACUGUUAAAGAAGAGAGAACCAGGUCUGAACAAUCAGAAGUAGGGUGCUGUGUAUUUUACUGCAACGUCAAUGACGUCAUGUACUGUAGCAUUUGCAUGAGGCUGAGAUUGCUGUGAGACCAUGGCCACAGAUGUCAUUACCUAGGCAUUUAACCAAUCACAAUACUUACUAUCGUUGUCAUGAGCUUCGUACUGUGUAUAUAUAGUAGGUAUACGUCUCCAUUUGUACGUAGGGAGUAUAUUGUAUGUUAUAAUUGUACUAAUCAGGACAGCAGGGGCAUGUUAUAAUGAUACAGUAUUCAGGAGGAUUCUGAGAGCCUUGGUCAGUCUGUACUGAAGCCUUGGUCAGUCUGUACUGAAGAGGCAGAUCUUAAGCCUUGGUCAGUCUGUACUGAAGAGGCAGAUCUUAAGCCUUGGUCAGUCUGUACUGUAGAGGCAGAUCUUAAGCCUU